AUGGAUAGAGGACGGAAAGGUCGUCGGCACUCGGUGCCCCAUGUUCAGAUGAGGGAGGAUGGCGGUAGUGGAAAUAUAAGCUCCUCGUCACGCUCUAAGCUCGCAAUUAUAGCUCCACGCAACGAGAAGGAUAAGGGAAUUGGCCCAUCUCGGUCUCCGAAGGAUGGUGUCUUCAAGGAUAGAUUGCCACCCCGUUCUCGGACUGGUUGUUGUGAGGAACAUCCCGUCUGUAGCCAAUGUGCUCGGCUACAGCAUCAGUGUGACUAUCAUCCGAGGCUCUCCUUCCGUGAUGAUACCCGUCGUAUCGUAGAUCGGAUGCCUGAAGUCUCCACCGUCGGGAGCGUAACAUGGGACCGGAAAGCACGCUUGAGACGGACCUCGAUCAUUGCAAGAGAGCCCGCGAUUAGCCCGGAAGCUCUUGCAUUGCCACCUUUCCAUCAGCUAGGGAACGACGAGGAACGAGAAUUGAAAGCUUCGACUCGACCACCUGCGACUUUCAAUCUUGUACUCACACAGGAGAGCUUCGAAAAUCAAGAAAAUGACGUCGAGGUAAAGACGGAAUACGACGCAAACGACUUAGCCUCACCACUGAGGGAGAAAAUAAAAGUUGAGGACGAUGUGAGCCCAAUUUCUGAACGGAUUCCGUCUUUCAGACGGACUUUGGUGAAUCAAGCGAUUUCUUCGUCCCCGAGUAUGGCGUCCGAUCCCGACAUUGUAAUUCUGGCACGAUUCGAAGAACCUGCAAUUAAUCUGCCCAAACCUGCUUCACUCACACCGACCACAAAUAGCUCUGCAGGCCGACGCCUGUCUGUUGCUUCUGUCCGUUCCGCUGGCCAAAGUUCGACUGCGACAUCUAAAAGCUCGCCCCAACUAGAUGGUCCGAAAAUCUUACCAACUGUUAUUCCAAAAGAAGAGCCUGUCCAUGUUCAUCUACCAUUUUCGAUACCAGAUUAUGGCCUCACACUCAAUCCAACGGACUCUCUUUACUUGAAUUACUAUCGAAGCUAUGUUUCGCAACAUGUUUUCCAUGUUAGGGGCGUUGGAAGUAUCUGGAAUCCAGCGUCGAUUCACGGCGAGGACUUUUUCGACUUGGAGGCCACUAGAUUUCCGCCGCUUUUUCAUGCGAUGAUGGCAGUGUCAGCUUUCAGUUUCGAGCACAGGAGUCCAAAUGGGAACAACUUUGUCCAGUCUUUACAACAUUACCAAGCUGUUCUACCGGCCCUACAAUCCAGCCUAUCGAGCCCAGUCGACUUAACAUCGGACGGGAUUAUUUACACACAUUUCUUUCUUUUGCUCUAUGAAAUUGCAGCAGCGGAAGCUGGACGGCCGAAUCUAUGGCAACAACAUCUAUCUCAGCUACGCAGUUUCCUCUUCGAAAGGGUUUUGCACGAUACUUCGGGAGCGACCCCGUUUAUCAUCUGGUACUUGGUUGCAAUCGAUGUUAUCUCCUCGCUAGCAGGGGUUGAAGACGGGGAUCUUACAGAAUCUUUCUUGAGAAGCCAUCUUAUCACGGAUUUCAAGAAAACUUUUGCGCCCAGCGCAGUAGCGGACGGUCUUUCGAUAUAUUCUUCACCGGCUCACCAAGCAUUAGAAAGCGAGGCGUUUCUUCAAGCUCUUUCUUUGAAUCAGGAACUAAUCCUUCUGGGAUCGACGAUUGCGAAAACUCGGAUUGCAUUGAAAACAUCGACUCCAUUAGUCACAGAAUAUGGGUCGGACGACGCUUGUUCAAGCUCAGAUAUACAAGCCUCGGUUAGAGAAUCGCAAAUUCACCAGAUUUUAGAGGAGCUACAGCGAGUUUGGAUAUUCCAUCAAAAUGGGAUGACGAAUCUAGCAACAGAAACGGAUAGCGCAAUGUCCACCCGGCUCACGGUUCUUCAAAGCCAGGCGAAACUCUUUUACCACGCACUUAAUCUUUAUGCUAGGACUAGCAUGUGGCCCAACCAGACACGAGAAACUGCAGACGUUGAGACUAAUUCAAAUGAAAUCGCCCUUUCGAUCCGAGCCAUCAUGUCAGAAUCCGCACAGGUUCUCAACAACCCAGCAGUUUUCUUCAGCACGGGCUUUCUCAUAUUCCCUCUUUUCAUGGCGGGUAUCUCAGCAACUGACGCACGAGACCAAGCAUGGGUCCUUGACGCCCUUACUCGAGCGGGCGUUCACACAGUCGGCCGCAAUUGUACCGUCGUAAAAUCAGCUCUACAAACAAUUUACCAACAUCAGAAUCAAAACGCCGCCUUGCAUCCGGUUGGAGCCGUUGCCUCCACCAGCAGGUCAUGGCAAGAUAUCCUUUGCGGUUUCGGAGUCCAAGUGGCACUUUUUGGGUUUUAA
Orbilia oligospora ATCC 24927 is the source of this 2325-nucleotide messenger RNA. RefSeq lists its product as uncharacterized. Gene Ontology annotation, molecular function: DNA-binding transcription factor activity, RNA polymerase II-specific; transcription cis-regulatory region binding; zinc ion binding. Gene Ontology annotation, cellular component: nucleus. The transcript is spliced from 7 exons. Gene Ontology annotation, biological process: positive regulation of transcription by RNA polymerase II. The coding region runs from base 1 to 2325 and encodes 774 amino acids. The record is from RefSeq and is a predicted model, not a curated record. NCBI's taxonomy places the organism in Eukaryota, Fungi, Ascomycota, Orbiliomycetes, Orbiliales, Orbiliaceae.